AUGAGAAAAGAUGCGUUUGCCACACUAGUUAGCAUGCUUAAAAGAACUCAGUUUCUUAGAGACAAUCCUCAAAGUAAAGUAGAAGAACAAGUUGCAAAAUUCCUUUAUAUAAUUGGCAAUAAUUUUAGGAACCAUACAAUCAGGUUCUUUUACAGACAAUCAGGUGAGACUGUUAGUUGGCAUUUUCAUCAAGUUCUUAAAGCCAUUAUAUCAUUGGAAGAUAUCUUUUUAAAGCAACCUGAUGGAUUCAAGUGCCCUCCGGAGAUUAGAAACAAUCCCAAGUAUUGGCAUUAUUUUAAGUUUAAAUAUAUCCUUCCGGGAUGGGAAAGAUCUGCUUCAGACUCAAGAAUAUUAGAUAAUGCAUUAACAAGAAAAAUGGAUAAAUUGAUUGUUCCUCAAGGGAAAUAUUACUUGGUAGAUGUAGGAUUUCAACUAAAAACUGGGUUCCUUGUUCCAUAUAGAAGUACUCGUUACCAUUUGAAGGAGUAUAGUGUUCAUCAACCAGAAAAUUCCCAAGAGCUUUUCAACCUUUGUCAUGCAUCUUUGCGAAAUGAAAUUGAAAGAGCCUUUGGUGUCCUAAAGAAAAGGUUUCCAAUUUUAGGGAGUGGGGCAGAGCCAUAUUAUGAUGUUGACACUCAAGCAGAUAUUGUUUUGGCUUGUUGUAUUUUGCAUAACUACCUCAUGGGUAUUGAUCCCAAUGAAGGUCUUGUUGAGGAAGUUGAUACAGAGCUUAGAAAAGGACAAGUGCAAGCUAAUGUGGCUAGAUCAAGUUUAGCUGAAGAAUGUAGGGAAGGAGAAUUGUUAAGGAAACGAAUAGCUACUGAUAUGUGGAGGGAUUACGAUAUAAAUCUUUAG
Messenger RNA from Camellia sinensis, 855 nucleotides. RefSeq lists its product as uncharacterized. The record is from RefSeq and is a predicted model, not a curated record. Lineage: Eukaryota; Viridiplantae; Streptophyta; Magnoliopsida; Ericales; Theaceae.